UGCCACAUAAGCAGCAUGACUACGCAUCUCCGUCUGACCAGUGGUCGUGUGCGGAUAAAAGGUUCGAGCGGGCACAUACCUCUUCAGUUUACAACCCGAGACACGUUUUACGCCAUGGAUUGUUCAGAGGAGGUCCAGUCUGUGUCCGAGGAGCCCUGCUCUCAGCUGGAGCUCAAAAAGGGAAUGUCGAUUUUUAUUGAUAUUCUGCGGCGAGCCGAUAAGAACGACGAUGGGAAGCUGUCCUUUGAUGAAUUCAAAUCUUACUUCUCUGAUGGAGUCCUGACAGCCGAGGAGCUGAAGGAGCUCUUCCACACCAUCGAUACUCACAACACAGACAACCUGGACACUGAGGAGCUCUGUGAGUAUUUCUCCCAACACCUCGGGGAGUACGAGAACGUUCUCGCCGCUCUGGAGGAUCUGAAUAUGUCCAUACUGAAGGCAAUGGACAAGACAAAGAAGGAGUACCAGGAGUCCACCCACCUGGAGCAGUUCGUGACCCGCUUCCUGCUGAAGGAGACGACCAAUCAGCUCCAUUCCCUUCAAAGCUCGCUUGAGUGCGCCAUGGAAACCACAGCCGAGCAGACGCGCCAGGAGAAACAGGGGCCGCUGAAGCCAGAGGUGCUGUCCAUCCAGUGGUCGGGCCGCCGCUCCAAUCGGAGGCUUCAGAGGAACAACAGCCUGUCUCCCAACAACCCGCUGCUCAGUCUGGUCAAUUCAGGUGUUUAUGAUGAAGACAGCCAGUGGAUGGUGCAGGUCAACAGACUGCAGAAACUUAUCGACCGCCUGGAACAAAAGGAGAUUCGCCUGGAGCCCGUUGAGGAGGAGGUCCUGGAGAGCAAAUCGCACAUCCUGGUAGUCCAGAGGCAGCUCCCGGUGCUGGAGGAGGAACUGGAAGAGUUCCGUGUGGCUCUCAGACAGUACAUGGAGUGUGCCUGCAUCCAGACUGGAUGUCUACACAUCGCAGUUCAGCGCCUGGCAAAUGAAUCACGCUUCAUCGUCUAUGAAUUCUGGGAAAACAACAACAUGUGGAAAAACCACCUGCAGACCAACUACAGCAAAAGCUUCCAGAGGGGGAACGUGGACUUUCUGGAAACUCCUGAGAACAUAACCAGCAUGCUGGUCCCCGCAUCGUGGUGGGUCCUCAACAACAACUGAAAGGAGACGCUCAGCUGGUGGUCAGUGACGGGCGCGAGGAGAGGAAACAGCCUCCUGUCAACACAUCAGGAAGUGACACAUACGCACACACACACACAACGUAACACUACUCGUGUGAUCAUGGUGAUUAGUAUCGAUUUUUGACCUCCGUGUUCCUUCAUAGUCAGGUGGUAGCUGAAAUAGCCCAAGUGUGUCUGUUUAAAAGCCCUAGACAACGCUCUGACACCCUAAAAGCAAUGGCAUCAUAUCACCGGACAGAGAUUCAUCCGAUGACAUAACAUCAUCACUGUUUUUGACAUGGCAUCAUCUAAAGCCCAGGGUGGACUGCGUGUGUGUGUGUGUGUCUAUGUGUGUGAGCGAGAGAGAGAGAGAGUGAGAGAAGGAGGGCUAUUACUGUGUAGCAGCUCUGGGGCGCUCAUUAAAGCAUUAUUCUGUUGUUUCUGAAUUUAAUGUGUCAAAACAAGAUAAAGAUCUGUCAUAAAUAAAGACAAUAUACCGUA
Messenger RNA from Betta splendens (Siamese fighting fish), 1655 nucleotides. It is a transcript of the gene necab1, whose product is annotated as N-terminal EF-hand calcium binding protein 1. Gene Ontology annotation, molecular function: calcium ion binding. Gene Ontology annotation, cellular component: cytoplasm. Gene Ontology annotation, biological process: regulation of amyloid precursor protein biosynthetic process. The record is from RefSeq and is a predicted model, not a curated record. Bases 16 to 1155 code for a protein of 379 amino acids. The transcript is spliced from 14 exons. NCBI's taxonomy places the organism in Eukaryota, Metazoa, Chordata, Actinopteri, Anabantiformes, Osphronemidae.